AUGAAAGCAACGAUUACUAAAUCAAAAACGCUAUUUUCUUCCGGGAUGAAAACAGGAUCAAAGCAACUUAAGAACAGGCUUCAGCUGGAAAUCGAUCGGCCAUUUGACAGACUUCCCGACCUCCAGACCCAAAGUUUCUGUCCAACUCAGCAAUCUGGCGAGUCAAUGACUGCGGGUCGUUCCAUAGGAUCAAUCCAAUCCAAGACGUGGGUAUUAGAAAAUUCGUCAACAUCAGAGAGUACUAACCAUUUCCUAGGCAAUACGACACAGAAAUCGCGUGCAAAGGAACUCUACAAUGUUAAGGUCGUGGCUACAUUCCGGUUCGCUGUUGACCGCGAAAUAGAAUCUGUUUUUCCCGGGUUUGACGGGCGAUCUUGGCUGGUUUGUGCUGGCAGCACCGAGGCACGACUGGUUGACCAUGCAGGGGAUUUCGACUCGAGACGGUCCAUUAUUUUGGAUAAGUAUAUUUACAUAAAUGAUCUGGUCACCACUUUGGAUAAGACGCGGACUCUGGUAUGCUGUUCGGACCAGUCAAUCCGCCAAGUCCACCAUGGCAAUGGUCAUUGUGACGUGAUGUUUCGGACACGUCAUUACGCCACGAGCUUAUGCGAGUCCCGUGAUGCUGGCUGUAUACUCAUAUCACAUUAUCACGAAGGCAUGCUUAUCAAAUACAACAAAAACGGCCGGGCACUUCGCACGAUUAACCAUGACUGUGAAGGCAAGCGUUUGUUCCACUCGCCUACAAGCGUCAGAGUGAACACGACCAAUGGAGACUUUGCCGUGAUAGAGAGCUCCUGUCCACGUCAUGUUGUCGUUAUAGAUAGGAAAUUGCAAGUGCUAUGUCGAUUUGGCGGAUACGAGAUGCAGGCUUCAGCUGCUGAAAAACAAACAGCAGGUGGAUCGUUUGUACCGAGCGACAUCUGCUUCGACAAACAUGACAAUAUCUUGAUAGCGGACUCUGGUAACAAGACGGUGAUACUGGUUGACAGACAUGGAACGAGUACUCAUAUAAUGACAACGUGUGCGCUGGAACCCCGCCGUUUGGGCGUGGAACCAACUGGCCACGUGUGGACAGGAUAUCAGGACGGGACUGUCAAAAUCAUCAAGUACAAAAUACCAAAACGAUCUGAAAAGGACACACAACAAGCUGAAUAA
Ylistrum balloti is the source of this 1155-nucleotide messenger RNA. RefSeq lists its product as uncharacterized. Lineage: Eukaryota; Metazoa; Mollusca; Bivalvia; Pectinida; Pectinidae. The transcript has a single exon. The record is from RefSeq and is a predicted model, not a curated record. Bases 1 to 1155 code for a protein of 384 amino acids.